Papaver somniferum (opium poppy) is the source of this 1582-nucleotide messenger RNA. Its product is annotated as wall-associated receptor kinase-like 9. Bases 157 to 1434 code for a protein of 425 amino acids. Gene Ontology annotation, biological process: protein phosphorylation; cell surface receptor signaling pathway. The transcript has 3 exons. Lineage: Eukaryota; Viridiplantae; Streptophyta; Magnoliopsida; Ranunculales; Papaveraceae. Gene Ontology annotation, molecular function: protein serine/threonine kinase activity; ATP binding. The record is from RefSeq and is a predicted model, not a curated record. Gene Ontology annotation, cellular component: plasma membrane.
GUUCUACAACGUCACAUGUGAUACAUCUUAUCACCCUCCAAAACCGUUCUUAUGGCUUGGUACAAAUCUUACUACAGAUGUGGAUGAGUGUGAGGAUCAAGACAAUAAUCCUUGUGUAGGAACCUGCACGAAUACCAUGGGAAGUUACAGUUGCACAUGUCCAGAGGAGAUGGAAGGAAACGUGGGACUGGUUGCACUAAGAGAAACAAAGACUUUCCAGUAGUAAAAGUCACUCUUGGUAUUGGAUUUGGGUUCUUAUUUCUUAUUGUUGCAACAUCCAUAUACUUAAACAUUAAAAGAAGAAGGCUAAGCGCACUGAAAAAGAAAAAAUUUCAACAAAAUGGUGGUUUGUUGUUGAAACAAAAAAUAUCUUCCUAUGAAGGUGGUGUUGAGGCUACAAAGAUUUUUACUGCAAAAGAAUUGGAAUCGGCAACCAAAAAUUAUAGUGAUAAACUAGUCCUUGGGCGAGGAGGCUUUGGGAUGGUUUACAAGGGGACUUUACCAGAUGAACGUGUAGUCGCCAUUAAGAAGUCGAAGAUAGUUGAUGAGACUCAAAUCGAACAAUUCAUCAAUGAGAUUGUUAUCUUAACUCAGGUUAACCAUCGAAACUUCGUUAAGGUCUUGGGAUGUUGUUUGGAGGCCGAAGUUCCUUUGCUUGUUUACGAAUUUGUUUCAAACGGUACCCUCUUCAAGCAUAUCCAUAACAAAAAGGAUGGAGAACCAUUCCUUUCUUGGAAAGUUCGUUUAAGGAUUGCAACCGAAAGUGCAGGCGCUCUUGCGUAUUUGCACUCAGCAGCUUCCGUCCCAAUCAUUUACAGAGAUAUCAAAUCUGCCAACAUAUUGCUAGAUGAUAAUUUCACUGCAAAAAUAGCUGAUUUCGGGGCAUCAAGGUUGAACUCAUUGGAUCAAACCCAGAUUGAUACACUAGUUCAAGGGACACUGGGCUAUUUGGAUCCAGAAUACUUCACUACUAACCUACUAACGAACAAAAGUGAUGUUUAUAGUUUUGGUGUGGUUCUUCUAGAACUCUUAACAGGUGAAAAAACCCUCUCAUUUACGAAAUCUCAAGAACAACGGAGUCUUGCUUCGUAUUUUAUAAAUGCAACGGAGAGAAAUGAUUUGUUCAAGGUGAUUGAACCUCGAAUAGCAAAUAAAGGAAAACGAGAACAGGUCAUUGUCGUCGCAGAGCUUGCAAUGAGAUGCCUGAACUUGAAGGGCAGCGAAAGGCCUACAAUGAAAGAAGUUUUUAGUGAGCUUGAAAGUUUGAGCAAAGUAGAGUCGCACGACUCAUCUAGAGUCCAUAAUCAACGUUACUCUUUUAUGGAUGAGCCAGUAUACCUCGAUUCUACACCAUUAAGCUCUUUCACCUCCGGUGAAUCUGGUCAAUCCAGUACGGAUAAAGAUUUGUUCACGUCAAUCGACGUGCUCCGAUAAUGUGGCCUGCGAAGCGUGGUUCAUGCUUAAGCAUUUUCUUUUGCGGAGAAUCAAUUGGCAGUGUAUUUCUUAUUUUAUUUAGGGAUACAUGAUCUGAAUGCAACUUCAGGAUCCAUCACAUUCAUGCUUUUGUUGACCACUAACAAUU